Molecule: messenger RNA, 2473 nt
Organism: Dicrocoelium dendriticum
Lineage: Eukaryota; Metazoa; Platyhelminthes; Trematoda; Plagiorchiida; Dicrocoeliidae
Source: the annotation of a GenBank genome assembly
AUGCCCUUGGCCAUACCAAACCAUGUUGUUCCCGUUGUGGCAAAGUCUUUGGCUUCCCAUUGGCCCGCUUGUAGAUUGUGGACGCUGGAUUACCUAGAUGAAUUCUUGGAACUUCCAUUAAAAUUUCGUAUGUCACAAAGGAACACCACCAGUGUCCAAUGGGAGCCGGAUUGCGAUUUUGUUUUUGCCUCAGUGGGAAAUUUCCGUGAUUGGUUAAACGGAGUUUCCACUCCAAACAAUCCCUUUCACCAAUAUUCCCUUGAACAUUGGUGGGCAUAUGCUGAUUAUGUUUAUAUGGAUUCGUGCAAACUCACAAAACUAGCUCAGGAUAUUCCAUGGGGUGAUGCGUUCGACCUGAUGGGUCGGCAAGUCAGCUCUACAUUUUGGUUAGGAUCUUCGGGAGCUAACAGUAUUUGUCAUUACGACACUUAUGGUGUCAACUUGGUCGUGCAAAUAUUUGGCAAGAAAUCCUGGACGCUUUUUCCACCAUCCGACAGCCCGUUUUUAUACGAAACUCGUGUCCCCCUAGAGGAGUCCACCGUGUUUAGUGAAGUCAAUUUUCCAACUCCUGAUUAUACGGUGCAUCCACUUAUUUCCAAAGUAUCCCCUCGUUUUGUCGUCAUGGAACCGGGUGAUGUUCUUUUUGUACCACGGGGUUGGUGGCAUUUCGUGCAAUCUACUUCCGACAGCCUUACCACGUGCUCUGUCAACUGGUGGAUCGACCAACCGGAGCUAGACGAUCACAUCAGACUGAGGGAAGCUCUGACCCAACUCAUUGGUUUUUCUCUCCUCACAAAUUGCAACCCUCCUCAAUCGACAGCUUUGAUGCAUCCCAGUGAAAGAGAAGUGUUCACUUCCGCCGACUGGUUCCAACUACUCAGCGCGCAUAUCCGUGACCUACUUUCUCGGAUCCAUCGUAUUGACUCGUCUGUUGCUUCAGCCAUAGAAGUCGGGCCCAUUUGGCAUGAAGUGCCUCAGACAAAAAUUGAGAACCUAUUCCCCCCUACUAUCUCACUGUUACACUCUCUCCCCCCUCCUGCUUCACGCAGUUCGCUGACUGUGGACAUUAUCAAAUCCGUGUUAAAGCCCAAUGAUGCCGAUUCACAGGGUUUCCAUUUUAACCCUGACCGGAAACCUGUUAUUCCCGGUGUUCCUUUGAGGCUAAAAUGUAAAUAUCCCUCUGGACAAUGUAUCAUUACCGAUUUGACGAGCGAGUCCAGUGUCAGGGACUUGCUGAACUCUCUGAGCUCUGUGGUCGAAGUGAAUCCUGCACAUCUCAAGAUCUCCGUUGGGUAUCCACCCAGACGAAUCAUUUGCUCCGAUGAAUCACUGAACAUGCGUCUUAGACAAGUCCCAAUUUUAUCCGGCGAUGUACUCACUGUCGAACCGAUGUUACCGCCCAAUCGUGCCUCCACCGUUUUGGCCGAGUCCCGAAAUCAAGUGGCACACAGCCAUCCGGUCUCCACUGAAUCUGCUCCCCAUAUCGUCCGGUUGACAGCACCUUCGGAUAACUCUUGUCUAUUCACCAGUGUCCUGUUUUGCAUCGAGAAUGCCGAUGGACGCAAGUCUAUCGACACCAAAGUUGUUACAAACACUGCCGCCGUGGCGCAAAUGCGCGAGUUGAUUGCCAGCAUUGUUCUCAGUGAUCCAGAUCGAUAUUCUGAAGGCUUUCUCGGCAUGUCGAACGCAGAGUAUUACCGAUCUAUCCAGGAGCCGGACAGGUGGGGCGGGGGUAUCGAAGUGGCCAUCCUAUCGCAAGUAUACGAAAUGGAAAUUUGCGUCGUUGACAUCCAAACUGGUCGAAUUGACCGAUUUGGAGAGGAUCACAAUUACCAAUAUCGCAUUCUGCUCAUGUAUGACGGUAUACACUACGAUCCGCUCUCACUGGCUCGACCGGACACAGGAUUACUCACCUCCGUCUUCUCAACCAGUAAUACUCAGGUACUAUGGGAUGCUCAGUCUCUGGCGGCCGAGGCUCGUGCCGCAUGGCGCUUCACGGAUACCGCCUCGUUUACCCUCAUCUGCCGCCAAUGCCAGCUGCCGUUGAUUGGACAAAGCGCUGCCCAGACACACGCUAAAGAGACUGGACACGAUCAGUUCAGUGAGAUACCAGCCUCUUAAACCUGUUAUCAAUGCUCCUAUACCAUCUCCUACGCCGUGCCGGCCCUCGUUCCUCCCCGUAAAACUAUUUCCCGUCUCUACUCCUCACUUUCUGACAUUUGCUUAGCCAACAGCAAAACUCCAUUUUAGUUUUAGUUCUCUUGUUUGACUGCGUUUCUUCAGGGGAGCAAGUCUAUUGUCCAUUUUCUGACUCCCAAUGCACUCCGCUCAAGCAUUAUUUUUCAUGGUAGAUUUUCGUUUUUUUUGAGAUAUGAGCUGUGUUCUUUCCAUAACAACACUCCAAUAAAACAUGUAAUUCUUCAGCUGAUUCGCACUUACUCAUUUUAAAAAUUGAAGACUAUCAGUAAUCCUA